This is a messenger RNA of Colletotrichum destructivum, 675 nucleotides long. RefSeq lists its product as uncharacterized. The coding region runs from base 1 to 675 and encodes 224 amino acids. NCBI's taxonomy places the organism in Eukaryota, Fungi, Ascomycota, Sordariomycetes, Glomerellales, Glomerellaceae. The record is from RefSeq and is a predicted model, not a curated record. The transcript has 2 exons.
AUGCGAUGCUCUUAUAAUAUCCAGUUGGACUGGUCAUGGUGCUGGUCAGACCAUGAGGCACCUGUCAGGGACGCGGGAGCCACAGGGAGACCGGAGGGGCGCCGGGGCUCCGACAAGGAGGAUUCGGAGCCGGAGUCGGAGUAUACUUGGAAAGGUGGAUACCAGUGGGGCAAUACGGGGGCGCCGGGGGGGCGCCAGGGGUCCGCAGCCUGGGAAUCGGAACGGAAGAUUGGUGAUCCGUCGCGGGAUUUAGUAGCUUCAAGGAGGGCCUCAGCAGUCAGGGUCAGAGCCACAGCCUGGACUGUUCCAGAGACCGAUGCGACACCCUCAACCGAUUCGCCUCAAACAACACAGGACUUGGUCUCAGAGCUUAGCCCAGAGUCUGCGCCUGAGCCUGAGCCCGGGCCCGAGCCCGAGCUACCAGCGGAGGCUGCGGCCGAGCCUGAGCGAGAAGCUUGGGCGGAAAUCGUACCAGAGCCGGAGCCCGAACCAAAAGAGCCUGAAUCCGCACUAGAUCUCGAGCCCGAACCAGCAGACGCCGAAAACUCUCAGCCUGUUGAUGAAGCUUGGGUGAAGCCCAUAAUAGAGGCUAAGCCCGAUAUACGGUCCAAGAAGGGGAAGAAGGCCAAGAAAGCGAAAAAGGGCGAAAGCCAGGAUGCUUGCUGCUUGUGCUAA